GCACUCCAAGCGAUCUGCCAUAGCCCAACACUCGGACUGCUAGCAAUGUACAAUACGCACCACCCGGGACAUAGUGAACGAUAGACUAAUUCCAGACCAGGCAAUUAGAGUUUCCUGCACGCAGAACAGGGGUUUCGGAAGGGUCGCAGAACACUCAAGGGCGGACUAGACAUACACUGCACCCUGCGAGACGGUCUCCAUUUUCCCCAUGGUGCUUUGUGAGGUACCUAGGGGUGGCGGUGGAGGAUGUACCAAGGGUUGAUGCAAGGCAUCUCAGUGUGGCACCCUCACUCGCAUAUACCAGUGGCUCAGUAUCUCAAACACUAUAGCCGUCCUUAGUAGUGGCAUGUUCUACUGUAAAGUAAUGCAAUAUAACUCGUGGCAAUUG
Messenger RNA from Closterium sp. NIES-67, 388 nucleotides. The record is from the annotation of a GenBank genome assembly. Lineage: Eukaryota; Viridiplantae; Streptophyta; Zygnematophyceae; Desmidiales; Closteriaceae.